AUGACCAAGAAAGAAGCACUCAUUGAGUGGAUAACUUGGUUGGAAGACUGGGCGGUGCAGCUGGAAGCGGUCCAUGACCCAGGACGCUUCCGAACUGGCAGAGCCAAGGGCGGUUGGAGUUACAAAGCGCAGUGCCUCUUGGAUUGUUGGCGGCUCUCCUUGAAAGUUCGGAGCCUGCAUUCCAUGAAGGGAGCAGUGGAGCGUUCCAUGGCCCUUGUUCUGCCAGCAGCCGUGGCAGACGAACUGCUCUUCAAGUCAAGUGACCCUUCUGGUGAAGGCCCUACUGUCGUGGAGAACCUCCCGUCUGCGUGGACCCUUCAAAGGGCCAAGGCAAGAAUUGACAUCUCAUAUAUGCUUUGCAUGCAGGGGCAAAACUCGCUUCCGGGUGCAUUGUCCAUCUUGCGAUAUGAUUCCAAGAUGCUGUUUCCGACGUGGGCAUCUUGGGUGUCCACAGACUCGGGCGAAGCCGAGACUGCCGGGGCCGAGACCCUUGCAGGCCUCCGAUGCCGGUACAUGUCCGGGCCCUGGUUUGCCGACUCCAGUCCGCAAGGUGGCCGCGAUUGGUUUCUUUCCGCCUCGUCUUCCAUUGAAGUGACAGGUUUGCUUCGUGCUGCGCGUGCCAUGGAUUUCUUACAAGAAACAGCUACUGCGUCUCCUGACCGUGAGUUUGAUGAAGCCGGAGAGCUUUCGGAGGCGUGCUUUCAAUGCUCUCAGAAGAGGAGACAAAGCCUCGAGCUUCUGGAGAAAGCGUGCGACAGACACAUGCAUGUCCCAGUUGUUCUCGGAAGCAAAGCCACGGACUUGCCCAACAAGGCGGCGGCACUUCUGCAUUCGUUGCGGCUUGAGACGCUGACAGCAGACUGCCUACGAGCAACGCUGGCUAGCACUGUUUCCUUCACGAGCGACAUGGGAGUCGAAUCAGGCCUCGCUGAUUUUCCAAAAGUUGACAUGAAUGUUUUGUCUGUAGCAGACUUGCCUGUCACAGACAUCGUUCAAGAUGACAUGGAUGACGAACGCCCGUGCGAUGAGAAGAUUGACGAUGGCGACUUCAUGUUUCCACAUACCCUUGUGGUGUGUGGUGUGCUUCACAUAUUGGCCAAUGCAACAUCGCAGGUGCACGAGCGCAUGGGUGUCUGGCAAGCGUUCAAGCCACAGCUGCAAGCUGUAGCUCGCUUCUUGCACUAUGCCCACUAUCGUCAGAGGCUGAAAAGCACGUGUUUCGGUAGGCGGACUCGGUUUUCAAUGUUCGCAGACUACUUCAACACGGGAUGCCCGCUGCCCAUCGAGUGGCGUUGGCUGAUCACACAACAUGUGCUAGAGUACAUCCUGGGCUUGGAACAUGCAUUGCUUGCCGGGUGGAACUUGAAAACUUAUCUAUCUGAUGCACCGCCCAGUGCCGGUGAGGGGGGUGGGGAUGGCAUCGACGAAGAUGCACCGGCACAUGUUCAGAAAGAUUCUGAGAAUGCAGUUUCUCUGGACCAAGUUGACGCAGCGCUGAGGUCUCCCAUGUUUUGGGCUACUGCCAAGAUGAUCUUUCACUUGGGGGAGAGCAUUCGGGCCGUUGAGGGUUGGGCUAAGGGCUGUCCUUGCCACCCCACUGACGGGCACGCGCAUCUUUCCGGAUUCCGACAGCAGGCCCUCGUGAAUGCAGAAUUGGGGCGGCCAGCCAGCGACCAAUCCUUUACGUGCCCAGGGAAAGGCAAACGCGCUCCAGAACUUGCAGCAAACAAACUUGUUCAGAAUUUCCAAACGAUCAGCCAGACCCAUUAUGCUUUCGUUUUGGCAGCUUGCCAAAGCGUGACGGAAGAGCAGCGUGCAGAACUUCUGCGUCAGAGCCCUAGCACAGCGGAGGCCUCUUUCAAAGCAUCAUUCUUUUCUAGUCGGAGACCCCCUUGGUUGAUUUGUCCCGUCGUUCAUUUCUUUUUGCAGGGCGAUUUCGAAGGUGGCAAAAACCAUCUUCUCUACGUGUUAGAGAUGAAGUUCAACGCCUGGCGGAAACUGCCCCUGCGCCUGUGUGGCCUCGGGCUGCCUUCCCAGCACGCAGGUCUUGUUCAAGAAAUUGCGCGAGAUUGCUUGCAGCAGUACGCUGCCCAGCCUGACCCGUCAUUGCAUCACAGGGUGUCCAACUUGUGCUGUGCCCCUGGAAGCCCUCUCUAUGAUAGCAUGGUGCGGGUUGCGAACGGGGAGCCGCUUGAGAGACAUAGUCAGCUUCAAAAAGUGGCAAGCAUCCUGAAAUUGAUUCCUGUUGCAGAGCAUGUCAUCGAGGGCCCACAUGCCAGCACACAGCGGGAAGUCUUGAGGGCCCCACGCUGUGGCCCAGCAGCUAUCAGCCUUGCCCUGCGAGGGCCGGAGAUUGAGCGCUACCUGAACGAAGGUCCUGUUUACGCAGGUUACUUGUUGGCCGAGAACUUGGAAAGCAUUCCAAAUGUUGCAAGCGCUCUUCCGCGCCUUGGACUUGAGCAACAUCCGUUGCUCCUGAGGCUGCAGUCUGCCGGUCUCAAAGUCACCAAUGGAACUGCUUGUGACAUUAUUUACAGAUGCGAUGCUGAGUCACAGUUUCUGAAUCUGCGGGGUGCACGCAAGGCAGUGCAGAAUGCCAAAGAAACAGAGAAGCAAAAGCGAGAAGAGUGCGAAAAGCAGCGAUCCAAGAAACUGGUUGCUCGCAAGUUGGACUCCGCAGACAGGCCAGACUGGUUAUUUCAAACCCUGCUCUUCGAUUUUCUAAGAGAACAGGAUGUUGAGACGUACGUAUUUUCCAUGCACGUGCCUGAGGAGCGCCCACCGCCGAAGCAAUCAAUGCUUGCAGAAGCAGAAGCUGUAGUGCCCGCCCUUGCAGCAGACCGCAGUGGCAGCAGUUCAGCUGCACUUUCUGGCAAGACGUUCCGGCCCAUGCAAAGUGUUAUAUCAAGUGCGGCAGCAGCUCCAUGUGAGAAGCCGACGCUUCCCUUGCUGCACGUGCUAGAUGAUUGUGGUGAAUGUGAGGAUGCUGCGGUCAUUGCAGUGUCUGCGGCUGAAGAACAGACGUCAGCAGUUGAGCCUGACACCGUGCAGAUGCCAUCUUUUUUUCGAGUGGUUCAUAAGAGACCAUCGCGACAAAAGAUGCAGCAGGUGGCCCCUGCAGUGGGGCAGAAACUGAAAGCCUCGGACAUUGCCGUUACUCGCCAUGCUUGCCUUGAGAUUUCUGACACAGCUGCCAAGGUAGAGGCGUGCCCAGUUAUGUGCACCAAGGAUUCCAGCACGUUUCUUUUGGACACCACUGUGCCAUUGGGAGCGCGGUCGGCUUUGGCUGGCAAUCUGAUGCUUUGGGACUUCAGCACAGUGCAUGAACACACACUGCGUGGCGUUUCCGAACAGCUGCUUGGUCAGCUGGUGCAGCUCGGUGCAUUUGAGGGGCGUGCUGCUCGCUUCCAGAUUCCAUCUCCAGACAGCGAAGCCGGCCUGGAGUUAGGAAGGCAGCUUGUGGAUGCCGAGGCGAAAGGCCUCGUCACAAGCGAAGAGGUCUGCGAGGGAAGCUUUGGUUGGCAAUUGACUCGCUCAGGGAUGUCACAAAUGCAGAUGCUUUUCAGGCUGUGCCGGCCACGGGCCUUGUGUGCUCUGCAAGAGUCUUGCUCGGAAGAUGCCCUGCUCGACCAGCAUCCGUGUCAAACGUGGAUGCUGCUGGAGAAACAUGGUUGGAAACCUGAAGUGUGCAGCAAGAAGCAGUUGUCCUUGCAAGCGCCAUAUUCUGAAGCUGACAGCGAGGCACAGAAGUUGUUCUUCUUGUCUUCAAGCGGCUCUGCAACCCCUCCUCGAUGGUACUUGCUUUCGCUUGCGCUUGCCGAUCUUGUGUGGAAGGGCCGGGAAGAUCCACCGCUUCUUCCUGUGAUGCACAGUUGGUCGGUUGCCCAAUACAAGGGUUUCGUCGAGUCCCGUGGGACAUGUGUUCCGGACGUCGUGCGCAAGUUGAAACUCCAGGCUUUGCAGGAUGAUGAUGGGUUUGCAGCUCUGCCAGAAGCUCCAGCAAAACGCAAACGGACAGGGAAGAAGGGCGCGGGUCGGGGCCGCGCUGCCAAGAUUCGAAGAAAGCAAAGCCAGCAGUGUGAACUUGAGGACUGCGAUGCUGGCAGCCCAGAGCCGUUGCCGGAAGAGGAUCCGCACACUGCUGGGGACAGUGGUGUCGUUGACGGUGAUGAAGAGAUUGAAGCGGCCGCUGCCCUCGUUGACGUGUCCGAAGUAGACAGUGCUGAAAGCUCGCCCUGCUCGGAUGACAUGCCUCCAUGCCUUGACGCUGUGGAUGAUGCCGAUGAUGGCGGCAGUAGCAGUAGUGGCAGUGGGAGCAGUAGCAGUAGCAGCGACAGCAGCUCCUCGAGUUCAGGGGAUUCCAGCAAUUCAGACAGCAGUUCUCACCAUGGGCCUGCUGCUGCAGCGGCGGUGGCAGCAGGGCCCAGGUUGGUCUCUGAAGACAGCCACAAAUGGGGAGUUUUCCACAUCACGUGGCGAAGACCUGGAGAGACUAACCGCUUUGGUGGGUGGUCCACGAAAUGUCCUUUCCAUGUUGCAGGCAGCAAAGCUUGCAGUAGAUCGCUGAAUGUGUCAGAAGCAUCUGACAAGCAAACAACUCUUGAUCGAUUGCAUGACUGGUGCAACUCUGCAGCGGCCUGCCUCAGCCGAGAAGAGCACAUGGGCUUGCCGCGGCGUCCCGAUCAUUUGCAAGCCGAACAGCUCGAUCAAGGUAUGCUUACCGAGGAUGAUUUGCAGGUGUUCCUCGGAGCGUAA
Messenger RNA from Symbiodinium sp. CCMP2592, 4755 nucleotides. NCBI's taxonomy places the organism in Eukaryota, Dinophyceae, Suessiales, Symbiodiniaceae. The record is from the annotation of a GenBank genome assembly.